Symbiodinium sp. CCMP2456 is the source of this 1946-nucleotide messenger RNA. NCBI's taxonomy places the organism in Eukaryota, Dinophyceae, Suessiales, Symbiodiniaceae. The record is from the annotation of a GenBank genome assembly.
GUGCUUUCCACCGGAGAGCCCUGCGACCUUUGUUCGGUGCUGCAACGCAAGGUGGCGCCACCAGCUUCCGAAUCGAGACUGCUGGGGAAGACCAUUCCUCCGAGGGGCCCAAGCCAAGUAUUUACAACGCCUGCAUAGACUAAAAGCAAUGGACCUUUCUACGGAGACCGAUGACGUACGUUUCGAGGCUGGCCAGAUUUUGAAGGAGGUAAGCAGAUACUGUCCGGAUGGUGAAUGCCACCAGCAACACUGGCCCUACGACAGCUUGCCGUUCCUGCAACAACUGCGGAUUGCACACCUGCAUGCCCUUGGAAGAUUGCGUGAAGGGGAGCCUGUUGGGCCACAGAAGAGCGGCAGGCUGGAGUAUCCAAGUCCAGCAGAGUUCAAGAGGUGGCUCAGCUGGAAGAACAGGAGCCUGACGAAUCCCAUGGAUUGCUGCGGGCUGGAAGUAGAGACUCAAAAACCACCGAAACUGUUUCCAACGCCCUUUUUGGACGAGUAUUAUGAACAGAAGUGGCCUCCGGCGUUGACGUCGAAGAACCGGGUCGGUCGAGAUCUCUUCUCAUGCCAGAGCGUGUUGUCUGAAAUUUCAUUGCAUGAGCUGGUGGUUCUGUACAUCCGUGCGGGGUCACCUGCCUACAUCUUGCGCGAACGAAAGGCUUUACCCCCCAGGGCCCAUGCCCGAUACUUGAAGUGGAGUGAGAGAUGCACACAUCACUACAGCACGUCUGAUCGCCCCGAGUUUUGGACGCAAAGUCUGCUUAGCUUCAAGCCUAAUGCUGUCCAGGCAGAGCCCCGACAGGAUCCGCUGUUUAUGGACAUACUGCCUGCGGAGAGCGCUAUUUAUCCAGAGGGGCGGGCAGCAUCCAAGCGCUUCGGAGUUCUUGCCAACUGCGCCCAUCGGACUCGGAAGAACUGUCGCUUGGCAGUGGGCCUUUGGCAAUGCUACACAGAAAGGCAUUCAAACGACACAGAGAUCUGGUACCGAGAACAAACUGCCGAUUUCCACAGCGAGACAGAUCUCAGGUGCAGCUCAGGCGCCCGUGGCAAAGACUUGGCGAGGCAGUGUGGGACUGAGGGGCUGGAUUGCGAAGAGACGGAAAAGAGUUCCUUUCACUACUGGCGCACAUCCUUCAACGCACUGACAUUUAACAGCAUGUGCAUGCUCCAUCAUGAUGCUUUACUUGACAACAAGCGCACAAAAGUUCGUGUGGGUGCAGAUGUUUUCGGACGGUAUGAAUGGCACCUGCUUGUGGACGGAGGAGAUGUUAGCAUCGGCCCAGGUUGCUUUGACCAAAGCCUCUCAAAAAUUAUCUCCAUGGCCCCACUUGAAGCGGAUAUAAUUGCAAAGGAUCCGAGUGACUUGGAAGAUAGCAACGGAGGAGUCGUUCUAGUACGUCGCUCGCCCUUGGGCAAGUUGUUCCUAGACCUGAUGCUGGACAAGACAAGCUGGCCGUUGCAGCUCAUCGGAAGUGGUUGCUAUUGUGACCAACCCAGUAUGAACGAAGCGAUUCUGGAGAUAGUUGCGUGGGAGACAGGCGCGGAGUACAACUCAGACUGCUUGCCGCACUUAUUUGUUGAGCCCAGCGAAGAUGGCAACUUUGGGUGCCACUACAUGACCCAUUUGCUCUGCUUCAAGACAAAUCUGCGACGCAUGACAGGACCUUUCGGAAAUCGCAGCAGUCGCAAGAUCUUCUUCCUGCCGCCGCACCGGGCGGCAGACAUAAAUUUCCGGCCGGCUGGCAAUGUGCCGAAUCGAGCGACAGAGGGCAACCUAGCCCACUUCCACUGGAGGCCUUUUAUAUGGCAUUGGAACAGCUAUCAAUCGAAGCAUCCGGUUAUGUUGAAGCACCAUGGAAUCGAAGAGAAUGCUGAGAUGACCUUGCCACCGGGCAUCUCCAUCGACGUCAUCGCUUUCAUCGGUAUUCAUGAUGAGGACGCUGCCA